ACAGAUUUAAGUGUUUCUUUUUUAUGAAGGGGUUAAAAGUUGUUGGGUUUUUAAUAAUUAAAAAAAUGAUAAACCAUGAACGUACCCGAGAUAACGUUUCUGGUUCGCAUACCGAACACGAAUUAGCUUGAUGCUACUUGACUCUAAAUAAGUGCUGUUUUAAACAGACAACACUUGAACGGGGAAAUUCACGCGAUUAAUUAUAAUAACUGCGUCCAAUAAUUUGCUCCCAAGAGGGGGCAGUUUACGGGAAGCAUGAAUACAGGAACCCUGUGAACAUUUGAACACCGCCCACUGUGAAAGCGAAGGCAGCGCUGAACACAGGGACGUGCUCAGUCAGUCAGAGCUAGCUAAAACUCUGUAGGACUAGUUUAGUUGUUUCUCCAGGGUUAAGCCAGCUGUUGUAGUAACUAGCUUAUGAACUUGUAUGUAAGAGCAGGAAGGUAUGCUUAUCAAGGAGCCCAGUUUCCGUCGUUGUUUUGCUUGUGGUGUGGGUAAAUAGUGUACGGCGGCUGCGGUUCCUGUUGUUGUUGUUGUUGUUGUUGUGGCCUGCUAGCUCUAACCUAGCCGUAGCCUCAUCUGACUCACGGAGCUCCACUCUCAUCACAUCCCCGAAGACGCUUGGGGGGAAUGGCACACCUCGUCAGCUAAUCAAGAAGAUCGACUUGUCGCUACAGAGAAUCUGCAAUCUUCUUCCUCAGCUAUGAGACUCUCUGCUUAAUAAUUAACAUCUCACAAUAAUGGAGCUAUACUGGUACAUAGUUGUCAUUAUAUUCAUCGUCAUAAAGAUAUUUUUCUAUGUGUGCUGGUACCGGUCGAGACAGAGGCAACUGGCAGCAUACCUGAGCAACCCACGCAAUGCUCAGAUAGUCAUUGUUGGAGGAAGGGCCUACCUCCAUCAGAUGUGUGAGAGACAGAGCCAAACAUCAGUCUGGCCUAGUUGGUAUGGUGUCCAGGAUGACCUUUCGAUAGAGGAGCCCUCCACAGCCCUGCCACCAGCAGCAUCCUUCUCCCAGCUCGACAUGCCACCACCAUACGAGGCAGUAUCUGGAGAGGACGACCUGAAGCCCCCUCCCUACAGCGAGUGUGCCCAAGGCGACGUGCCCGACGCCCCGCAGCCCUCCCAUAACACUCUUCUUAUUUCUGAGGGAGGAGACUCCACUAGCGUAAAUGAAGCCCCGCCCCCCUACACAGCAUCUCCCCCUAUACAAGUCAGCCAACAGGACGGCGCUGUAAGUCACAGCGGGUCCACUUAAUCAAUCCCUGAUGCCAGUUUGCCUUUUCCAUGCACUGCCUUCCUACGUUCAACCUCAGUGAUUGUUGCCAGCCUAACUCUCACAGGAGAGCAAAUGUUUAUUUGGAUGUUUGUGCGUGUAUAUGAGUGUGUGUGUGCUUGUGUGCGUAUGUUUGUUGUUUUGUUUUUUUUACUUUGUGUUGUUUAAAAAAAAAAAGUUGUCAUCUGAUGAGUUUGGCAAUAACAGAUGACUUCAGUGAGCCUGAGUGCCUCGAUCAGGACUGCCUUCCAGCUAGGAUGAAAAUAAUCCCCUUGACCUCUAAGUUUCAAGGGUAUCAGUGGAGCCACAGAUAAACAAGAGAGACUUUUAAAGUGUGCUCUGUUUUAUAAAGGGUUUCUCUGAGGCCACCUUCUUUAACAGAACUAAAAUAGUUGAUCAGUCUCAAAAGCAAGCAGAUGCUUUAGUUUUUGUUCCAGAUCCUGUGAAGCAUAAUAUGUGGGGCGCGGCUUCAUAUUUGUGUCUGUCUGUAGACGCUGUUCUGAAACACAUUAAGCGAGUAACAGCCUUCCAUACAAAUUCACAGUGUAGACAAUCUAAUUAUAUUUCAGAGGAACUUUGCUAUGUAUAGCACAUGUGCAUAAUAAAUACUUUCAACUCCAAACUGUGUUUACUCAGUGCUUCAUUAUGAGUGCACUUGAGUGCUAUUUGAUAACAAAUGCACCAAUUGUCUUAGAUAAUUACCCCAUUAUCCCGUGUUUAAUAUAUUGUGGUGAUUAUACCGGGAUGUUAGACAGUUCAAGUGACUAUUAGACCUGAGAAUGGGAUUGAGCGAGGGCGAACAGAAAAGGGGAACAAGUGGAUGAAAUAAAUGAACGCUGGCAGUAGACGAGAGACGGAGCGAGUGGUCGUAAUCGGUGUAGCUGCUGGGUUCUUUCUGCUGCUCAUCAUUAUUAUCUCCUAUACACCAGAUUGCAGAUAGUGUAAACAUGAAUUUUUCUUCUGUUAAAAGUUGGGAAAUUGGACAAUCGGUUUUGUUCAAUGGGUUGGAAAAAAAAUGCAAAUGUGUCUUAUGUAGAUGUAAAUCCAGCUGGAGGAUGAUCAAAAUCGUUGUAAUGAAUUGUAAUUCUCAUUUAAAUAUGUCUUCAAAUGAAAACGUGUAACAACCCUAGAAGAACACUCACAGGGCUACGAGCAAAGGCUCAAAACAUUUUUGGAUGUGAAGGCUGCUUUUUAUGUGGUUUCUUAGAAGUCACCAAAACUGAGCUGUCACUUUUUUUCUUUUCUUUUUUCUUUGUGAACAGAAAACUAACCAAAAAAAAAAGUUUUUUUAACAGUUCUGUUUCUGAUCAUCUUUACCUCUGCCACAGGGUGGUAGAGUUCAGCUGUUUUACAUAUAUAUGUUUUCUUCUGUUGUAAUUUUUCAAAUGCUAUUUCUUUGGAAAUUUUGUUUUUGUUCUUUUGUCUUUUUUUUCUGUCACUGCAUUUCAGUUAAUCCAGAAAUAACACUGUACUCCCAGAUAAUCCAUUUUACGUGUUUGUUUAAUCAGUCUGUGUGUAGUUUCUGAACAUUAAGGGGGGAGGGGCAUGAGAUAUCUAGAAAAACUGAAUGAAUUUUAAAUGUUUUCUGGACUUUUGGGUAAACGGGGUCUGUUCGGAGAAUCACAUGUGAUGUACUUUAAUGGUAAUUCUUUGUAUUGUGAUGACAAAUCGUCCAACGCUGAUGCAUUUUUACCAAAUUUACCUGUGUUGGUUUUACAAUCUGGAGGAUGUAACGGAGAAGCUGCAAGGUGCAAAUCUGAAUGUGGGCUUGAAAUGGCAUCUUUUGUAUGGCGGCAGCAUGAUGACGAUUGACGACCUGAGUGUUACGAGGCUUCUGUCCGCACUGUUUGUUCACUUCACGUUCAUUCCCAUUGUGGGCAACAUAUCAGAUGUCCCCACUUAGUAGCUUUGCAAGUCGAGGGGAAUUAAUUAUUUUUUUCUGCUUUGGGAGAAAUGCAUCUUCUGUAUUAAAUUGUUGUUAUAUAAAA
Oreochromis niloticus (Nile tilapia) is the source of this 3262-nucleotide messenger RNA. RefSeq lists its product as uncharacterized. NCBI's taxonomy places the organism in Eukaryota, Metazoa, Chordata, Actinopteri, Cichliformes, Cichlidae. The transcript is spliced from 5 exons. Bases 741 to 1256 code for a protein of 171 amino acids. The record is from RefSeq and is a predicted model, not a curated record.